AUGAACUCCUCCAACGCUCCCGAACACAACGCCGGACUGGAUCCGAAGGAGCGGCGCCGCUUGCACGACACCAUCGCCGCUAUGAGCCCGCAGAUGGAAGAGGUUCUACAGCGCAACCAACAGCGCGCGUUCCAGAAGAAGCGCCGCACCAUCUGGCAGACCGCAAGCCUUGUUUGGCAGGACUUCUACGGCUGGUGCCUUGACCAAUGCAUUUCGACCUUGGCCUUCCUCCACGCCCUGGGCACGAACCGUUGGAUCCGCGCGUUCCUGUCGCUCCCCCUCCUGGCCAUUGCCGUCCUCGCACUCUCCUACUUCUGGUUUCCAUGGCCUCAUUUUCAGCGUCAUCAAUCUCCACCCGACAUUACUCAGAUGGUGCUCGAAACGGUGCGCAACAUGUCUGCCUUCCAACCACGACUCUCCUCUACCAGCCACCAACUCGCUCACCUGAGUGUCGAUGUGGGAGAUCUAUUGCACGACAUUCGCGACGGACCAGCUCUGUUCAACCGUGACCAGAUUAUCAUCAAACUCCAGGAGACUCCAGACCUGCUGAACAGCACCUCGCAGGGCGUGCUAGCGUUCGAACCUGUGCUCGGCCUCUUCAUUCGGCAGAACUAUGCCCUGGCUCAGGAUCUCAGCACCCAGGCUGACGCUCUCAUCGCACGACAUCAGGAUGUUAGCGAGCUGGAGAGCCUGUUGUGGUAUGUUAUUCUACCCUGCCUCAUUCCUCUUCCCUUAGAGGAAGACGAACUCUACCCUCCCAUGAUUGGAGAGUAGACAGACGAGCUUCUUCUCCUCCUUGCUGACAUUCUCAACCACAAAGGCGUAUGCUGAACGGCAACAUCCCCUACCUGUACGAGCUGUCGGACGAACACCAGCUCGUGGAGAACACUGUCUUCUUUCUGCACGCUUUCCUUAACGCCACCAUCCAACACUACAGCACCGCCUUUUCCAUCUACACUAAUACCAGUACAGCUGCCAUCCACCUCGCCGGCGUCUUCACUCUCCUCGAAGACAGCGAAUCCCAAUACAACCGCGCCUGCCGCCUCCCAACAGCCCUACCGCCCUGCAACUUUUUCCUCUCUUUCUUCUACCUCGCCUGUCCAAGACGACCCACCACGCCCUUGGUAUCCGAAUGCCACCUCUCCGGCCCUCCACCCUCCUACCGCAAACGCCUCUCCACCUUGCUCGCCCGUCUCCAAUCCCCCGCCCUCCUCCUGGGACAAAUGCACUCGCAUUAUCACAGCGUCCAGCAGAAUCUCCGCGGCUUGAACCUGUCCGCCACGGGUUUCAUGGAGCAGGCCGUGGAGAAUUCGAAGAAGAGUCGGAGGCAGAGGAAGACUUUCCUUAAGGGCAAGUCUGGGAUUCUGGGUGCUGCUGAAGAGGUGAGGGAGGGAUUGGAGCGCCUGGUAGAGUUGAAGAGACAGGAGGAGAGGGAGAUGAAGACGAAGAGGGAUAUGCCGAAAGAGUUGAUGGGGUAA
This is a messenger RNA of Lecanosticta acicola, 1478 nucleotides long. Lineage: Eukaryota; Fungi; Ascomycota; Dothideomycetes; Mycosphaerellales; Mycosphaerellaceae. The record is from the annotation of a GenBank genome assembly.